This is a messenger RNA of Cuscuta epithymum, 1187 nucleotides long. Lineage: Eukaryota; Viridiplantae; Streptophyta; Magnoliopsida; Solanales; Convolvulaceae. The record is from the annotation of a GenBank genome assembly.
GUAGGAAAUAUCGAGAAAUUAUGGGAUGAAUCCAAGCUGAUUGAGGGUAAGCUGGAGGCGUACUUCUAGAGCGUGUGGAAAGAAUGAAGAAUAGAAAAGCGAUGGCUUUUGCGGGGAACUCAGGAAGUGUGACCUCUCCAUAAUAACCAACCGCCUCUUAGCUGCACCCACCCACAUCUUUUUCAUUUCUGUAACAAUCACGGUGAACAUGAAGGUCAUGGUAGCCAUCAAACGGGUCAUUGACUAUGCCGUCAAGAUACGGGUUAAACCGGAUAAGAGUGGUGUAGAGACCAGCAAUGUGAAGAUGUCGAUGAACCCAUUCUGCGAAAUUGCUCUGGAAGAAGCGCUCCGAAUUAAAGAGGCGGGUCUGGCUACGGAGGUGGUGGCAGUGACUGUUGGCCCGACUCAGUCAGUAGAGACUUUGCGAACCGGGUUAGCCAUGGGUGCGGACCGGGCGAUUCAUGUUGAAGAACCCAGGACUCUUUACCCUCUUUCGAUUGCAAAAAUUCUGAAAGCUCUUGUUGACUUGGAGAAGCCUGGACUUCUUCUCCUUGGCAAACAGGCAAUUGAUGAUGAUUGCAAUCAGACUGGUCAAAUGGUUGCAGGACUUCUUCAGUGGCCGCAAGGAACCUUUGCUUCAAAGGUCGUUGUGGAACAAGAAAAACAGACGGUAACUGUAGAGAGAGAGGUUGAUGGUGGGAUUGAAACAUUGUGUUUGGACCUACCUGCAGUAAUCACCACUGACUUGAGGUUGAACCAACCGAGAUAUGCGACACUCCCUAACAUAAUGAAAGCAAAGUCAAAGCCAAUAAAGAAGAUUACACUUCAGGAGUUGAAUGUGGAGAUAAAAAGUGAUAUAGAGAUCGUGCAAGUUAAUGAGCCUCCCAAGAGGAAAGCUGGAGUUAUACUCUCAUCUGUGGAUGAGCUUAUUGACAAACUAAAGAAUGAAGCACGAGUCAUUUGAGUCUCUUGCUCAAUUCAUUAGUUUUUUACUCAAUUGUUAUUGCACCUUCCUAAAAUCAUCAUACAUGUGUUCAACUUCUAAGUAUUAUAUUAGUAAAAUAAUUAAAUGCAAAAAAAACAUACAAUUAUUUAUAUCUUUGUUGUAGUGUGGAAAACUAACAUCUCUAGUACCCCUCCAUCGGAGGACCCAGAACCCUAAAUGGGUGUUCUGGUUACAGUUCUCA